AUGGACAACGGGUGUCAUUGUUCGGCCAACAGCGACAGGCUUUUGAAUCCCAUCCUCUUCAACAUCCUGAGUCAAAUGGAUAACAGCAAACCAAACCAAAACAGCCUCAGCUACAGCUCAGUGCCUCAUAGAUGCAACUGUGAGCUGCGAAGGACAGUGUGCUUGAAAAGACCAUCUGAGAUUUGCAAAGAAGCUUCAGCAGUUCUGGUUAAAACCAUCCAGUUCAUGAAGAACUUACCCGCCUUUAACCAGAUGCCACCGAACGACCAGUUCUCCCUUCUCAAGAGUUGUUGGGCGCCGCUCUUCAUUCUGGGCCUGGCCCAGGAGCACGUGGACUUCGAGGUGACGGACAGCCCUGCUGACAGCAUGCUGAAAAAGAUUCUCCUAAACCGUCAGGAGAGCCCCGGGAUGGAGAGGGAGCAGCCCACCAUGGCAGGCGUCAGCAAACUCAAGUCCUGCCUCAAAAAGUUCUGGAGUUUGGAUCUGAGUCCCAAGGAGUACGCAUACCUCAAAGGGACCACGAUAUUUAAUCCAGAUGUCCCAGAUUUAAAGACGGUGCUGCUUGUUGAAGGCCUGCAACAGGAAGCUCAGCACGCCCUCAGCGAGUUGGUCCAGCUCCUUCACCCAGGGGACCAGGAGCGAUUUGCCCAAAUCCUGCUCACAGCCUCCAUGCUGCAGAGCAUCACACCCAGCCUCAUCUCUGAACUCUUCUUCCGGCCCGUGAUAGGCCAGGCUGAUCUGCUGGAGCUGCUGGUCGACAUGCUCUUCUACAGAUAG
Molecule: messenger RNA, 777 nt
Organism: Chelmon rostratus (copperband butterflyfish)
Lineage: Eukaryota; Metazoa; Chordata; Actinopteri; Chaetodontiformes; Chaetodontidae
Gene: nr0b2a
Product: nuclear receptor subfamily 0, group B, member 2a
Exons: 2
Coding region: 1-777 (258 amino acids)
Biological process (GO): negative regulation of transcription by RNA polymerase II; circadian rhythm
Cellular component (GO): nucleus; cytoplasm
Molecular function (GO): transcription corepressor activity; transcription factor binding
Source: RefSeq, a predicted model, not a curated record